Enhydra lutris kenyoni (northern sea otter) is the source of this 2747-nucleotide messenger RNA. RefSeq names its product zinc finger FYVE-type containing 28. Bases 24 to 2672 code for a protein of 882 amino acids. The record is from RefSeq and is a predicted model, not a curated record. Gene Ontology annotation, biological process: negative regulation of epidermal growth factor-activated receptor activity. The transcript has 13 exons. Gene Ontology annotation, molecular function: metal ion binding. Lineage: Eukaryota; Metazoa; Chordata; Mammalia; Carnivora; Mustelidae. Gene Ontology annotation, cellular component: early endosome membrane.
GGCCGGGUCCGCGCGGCGUGGCGAUGAUGAACAGGUUCCGAAAGUGGCUGUACAAACCCAAGAGGUCGGACCCGCAGCUGCUCGCCCAGUUCUACUAUGCGGACGAGGAGCUGAAUCAGGUGGCCGCCGAGCUGGACAGUCUGGACGGGCGGAAGGACCCCCAGCGGUGCACGCUGCUUGUCAGCCAGUUCCGCUCCUGCCAGGACAACGUGUUAAACAUCAUUAACCAGAUCAUGGAUGUGUGCAUUCCCCAGGACCGGGCCCCGCGGGAUUUCUGCGUCAAGUUCCCUGAGGAAAUCCGGCACGACAACCUGGCAGGCCAGCUGUGGUUCGGUGCCGAGUGCCUGGCCGCUGGCUCCAUCAUCAUGAACCGUGAGCUGGAGAGCAUGGCCAUGCGCCCACUGGCCAAGGAGCUGACCCGCAGCCUGGAGGACGUGCGGGGCGCCCUCCGAGACCAGGCACUGCGCGACCUCCACACCUACACAGAGAAGAUGCGGGAGGCGCUGAGACACUUCGAUGUCCUGUUUGCCGAGUUCGAGCUGAGCUACGUCUCAGCCAUGGUGCCUGUGAAGUCCCCCAGGGAGUACUACGUGCAGCAGGAGGUCAUCGUGCUGUUCUGUGAGACCGUGGAGAGGGCCCUGGACUUCGGAUACCUGACCCAAGACAUGAUUGACGACUACGAACCGGCCCUCAUGUUCACCAUCCCCAGGUUGGCCAUCGUGUGUGGCCUCGUGGUCUAUGCAGAUGGACCUCUGAACUUGGACCGCAAGGCAGAAGACAUGUCCGAGCUAUUCCGGCCCUUCCACACGCUGCUGCGAAAAAUAAGGGACUUGCUACAGACCCUGACAGAAGACGAGCUUCACACGCUGGAAAGGAACCUCUGCAUUUCCCAGGACGUGGAGUUCCCCAUCCGGGCAGACACCCCGGUGCCCCCCGCCCUGACACCCGCCUUUCCCUCACCCCUCCCCACCGAGGAGCUGCUCUCAGCCAAGGCCAAGACCCCGGAGGCAGAGCUGGCCUGUUCCAUGCAGUACGACAGCCAGGAGCUAGAGCAGCUCGACCGCAUGGUCCACAGGGCAGGGGAUGAGAUGUCAUCCCUCCUCUCCCCGCCCAGUGCCUGCCAGUCUCCCGCACACCGGCCAGGGGUGGAGGGUAGCCCCCGUGGGGAGGCAUCCCCAGGCAGCGCUCGGCUGCGGCCAGGCAACGACGAGGAAGAAGGAAGGGUGUUCUUCAUGGAUGAUGUGGAGGGGGCUGCCGAGGCCCCAGGAGGCCCAUCUGGGUGGGCAGGCAGUGCCUGCACUGACCCCCAGGAGAGAGGGCCAGGCGGAGGGCACGGAGAGGCCAGGGGUAGCGGUCCCUCCAAGGCAGAGGAGGGGGACAUGAGCAAUAACAACGAUGUCCCUCAUGACAAGAUGUGGGCGCUGGGUCCCAACUCCUGCAGCUGCCUGGAUGCGCAGCCGCACCUGGAUGGCUGGGAGGGGGGUGGGGACGCUGCGCAGACGGCUGAGAUGAUCGCCCACCGGACCGGGGGCAUGAAACUCUCAGCUACUGUCAUCUUCAAUCCCAAAUCAACCCCUGUAGGGGGCUCUGCCGUCACCACCCCGGAAGCCUCUGAAGACGGCAUCUCCCUGUCGGGGCCUGUGGCCCAGGGGACACACAGUGGCUCCCACAAACUCAGUACUGCGGCCACCAGCUGCCUCCUUAACUCCUGCGUGUGCUGUGGGGGCUGUGGCGGCGGCAGGGAGGAUGGCGCCGCCCAGAGUCUACAUGACAAGUGUGGCCCCAGAAGUGUCAUUAGCGCCUCUUACGUCGGCUCUGCCAAGGCCAGCGCCAAGGGCUCUGCUGAGAGAUGGGAGGAGGCCCUGCCUGUGCCAGAGGCAUUGCCCUCAGAGGACGCCUCUACUUCCAAGUGCCUGACACACACCUCGGGGCCUCAGCUGGACACAGUGGACAGGUCACCUGGAGCGGCCAAUGGUGCAAGUCCAAAAAGGGAGCCUCAGGCUGGACCGCCGGAUUCGGGGCAGCCGUCGAAGGCCAGGGUGGAAAGUCCGCAGGGAGAGGCGGCCGAGGAAGAGCCUCAGCGCCUGUCAGACUCCAGUGGCUCCACGGACCAGGCCGGGUUGGAAGCCGCCUCCUCGACCACAAGAGAGAAGAUCCGGUCCAGGUUCCAUGGCAGCCACGACCUCAUCCACCGCCUGUUUGUUUGCAUUUCAGGGGUGGCUGACCAGUUGCAGACGAACUAUGCCAGCGACCUGAGGAGUAUUCUCAAGACCCUUUUUGAGGUCAUGGCCACCAAGCCGGAAACAGAUGACAAGGAGAAGUUAAAGAAGGUCACCCAAAGCCUGAGGAGUGCAGCCUUAGAGGACUGUGCUCUGUGCCAGGAGACCCCAUCGUCUUCCGAACUGGCGGCCAAGAGCCGAGAUGGGGACUUGGAAGAUCCACCGGAAUGGGUCCCCGACGAGGCGUGUGGCUUCUGCACAGCCUGCAAAGCGCCCUUCACUGUCAUCCGCCGGAAGCACCACUGUCGCAGCUGUGGGAAGAUCUUCUGCUCGCGCUGCUCCUCGCACUCAGCGCCGCUGCCGCGCUAUGGGCAGGUGAAGCCAGUGCGCGUGUGCACGCACUGCUACGUGUUCCACGUCACGCCCUUCUACAGCGACAGGGCGGCCAUCUGACUCGCCCUGCACCCCGCAGCUGCCAGGGCCCUGCGACUCCCGAGCCGCCGCUGGCCGCACCAGGAUCACUAUGCG